AUAUUCACUGAAACUCAACAAUUCCAAACAAUGCCUCGUAAACUCCCCACUACCAUCACCAUCUUCCUUAUUCUCUUCUGCAUUUUUCUCCUCGCUUCCUAUUCUCUCAUCCUCUCUCGCUCCGCCGUAUCUUCUUCACCGGCGGAGCUCCGGUUCCGUCCCCUGAACCUCACCGCUUGGUACAAGGACUCGGAUUCUUUCAACAAUGUCAUUAGAGAAGGUAUAAGCGAUCGCACCCACCGAGCUCGACUCGUUACUUCUAUUCAACGCCCCGUCGAUUCUUUUUCCGUUCUUUUACCUAACUGGGAAGUCCUUGUUCUCGUAUCUAAUGAAAAUCAACAGACCUCAAAGCUCCGCGAUAGUGGUUUAUAUUGCCUUUUCCCAAGAAACGAGACUUGUCCGGCAAAUUUCUCCGGUUUGUUUCUCUUCAGCGGCGCCGUGGCGUUCAAGUGCAUUCUACCGAACCGGAAUCGUAGAGACCGGCCGUUUCGUCAGCCUGUGCUCUCGAGGUUGCCGGGGAAGGAAUCGAAUGCAACGUGUUCUUCACCGGUGAUGCCGCGGUGGGACUUCUUGGCGUACGAGUGUUUCUCCACCGAGACCGACGUGGUUGUUUUUGUUAAAGGUGUUAACAACCGUCAAGGUAUCAACAAGUCCCCAGAAGAAUUCAGUUGCGUAUUCGGUUACGACAUCAAGAACGCCGUCAGAACCGCCGUUACGAGCUCCAAGCAGGAGGUAUUUAGGUGCUACCAUCCCACAAUAAACACCUCCGCCGCUGCAGAAAGAAUCAAAGUCUCAAUAGAAAUCAAAAGAGAAAACCUGGUCGUCCCUUCGGUUGCAUACUACACUACUCCCCCCAGGCGCUCGCCACCAAACUCGAAUCCCAAAUCGCUAUUGUGCGCCACUACCAUGGUUUACAACGUGGCUAAGUUCUUAAGAGAAUGGGUCACGUACUAUUCCGAGAUCGGUGUGGACAAGUUCAUCUUAUACGACAACGGCAGCGACGACGAUCUCGAAAGCGUCAUAAAAGGGCUCAACGAAGAAGGAAAUUACAACAUCGAAAGGAUUUUCUGGCUUUGGCCUAAAACACAAGAAGCUGGAUUUUCUCACAGUGCAGUUUAUUUCAAAGAUUCAUGCACGUGGAUGAUGUAUGUCGAUGUCGAUGAGUUCAUAUUCUCACCAUCAUGGCUCAACAAUUCAUCUCGACCGUCGAAAACAAUGCUUAAAUCGUUGUUAUCAACGUCAUCCGAUCGAUCAACCGGUCAAGUUUCGAUCAAGUGUAACGAUUUCGGGCCGUCGGAUCAGAAAACCCACCCGGCAACGGGAGUAAUACAGGGAUACAACUGUAGAAGACAAGCGGAGCAACGCCACAAAUCGAUGAUUCUAUUGGAUGCGGUUGACCAUUCGUUGCUUAACGUGAUCCAUCACUUUGAUUUGAACGACAGUUAUUACAGUUGGAAAGAGUUGCUGUUGGAGGCGGCGGUGAUCAACCACUAUAAGUACCAAGCGUGGCCGGAGUUCGUGUCCAAGUUUCGAAGGAGGGUAUCGGCUUUCGUUGCGGAUUGGAGAACGAGGGUUAACCCGAUGUCGAAGGACCGGACCCCCGGGUUAGGGUUCGAACCCAACAAGCCGGACCGGUGGGAGAAAAUGUUCUGUGACGUGGAAGAUGAAAGGUUGAAAUUGUUGACUCAGAGAUGGUUCGGUUCUCAAACACCCGAUGGGUUCAAAAUGGCAUGGCAACGGUGAACAAUGCAAAGGCAUAGUUAUAUAGGGCAGCCACAUUUGUAGAUUUUAAUGACAUUUUACUGUCCGACACCCGUAGUCUUAUCCCGAGUUAAAUUGAAUU
Molecule: messenger RNA, 1843 nt
Organism: Hibiscus syriacus
Lineage: Eukaryota; Viridiplantae; Streptophyta; Magnoliopsida; Malvales; Malvaceae
Product: glycosyltransferase family 92 protein RCOM_0530710-like
Exons: 1
Source: RefSeq, a predicted model, not a curated record